Messenger RNA from Rhododendron vialii, 733 nucleotides. RefSeq names its product MDIS1-interacting receptor like kinase 2-like. Lineage: Eukaryota; Viridiplantae; Streptophyta; Magnoliopsida; Ericales; Ericaceae. Gene Ontology annotation, molecular function: protein kinase activity; ATP binding. The record is from RefSeq and is a predicted model, not a curated record. Bases 1 to 684 code for a protein of 227 amino acids. Gene Ontology annotation, biological process: protein phosphorylation. The transcript has a single exon.
AUGAACUUUAGUUCAUGUAAGACCGAAAAACACAAAGUGAAGAAAAAGCAACGAAAACAUGGGGACAUUUUCUCCAUAUGGAAUUACGAUGGAAGAAUUGCAUAUGAAGACAUCAUCAAAGUUACAAAUGACUUCGAUAUUAGAUAUUGCAUUGGAAUAGGCAAAUAUGGUAGCGUCUACGGAGCUCAGUUGCCAAGCGCCAAAGUAGUAGCCUUAAAGAAACUUCACGGUUUUGAAGCAGAAGACCCAUCUUUCAACCAUUGUUUCACGAAUGAGGUCCAAAUGUUGACUAAUGUACGACACAGAAACAUCAUGAAGCUUUAUAGAUUUUGUUUGCACAACAAAUGCAUGUUCUUGGUGUAUGAGUACAUGAAAAAAAGAAGCUUAUUUUGCACCCUGAGAUUCGAUGUCGAAGCUUUAGAAAUUGAAUGGACUCAAAUGGUAAAAAUUGUUGAAGCAAUGACACAUGCUUUAUCCUACUUGUAUCACGAUUGCACCAUGCCAAUUAUUCAUCGGGACAUAUUGAGCAACAACAUUCUGUUGAACUCUCAACUUGAGGCUUUUGUCGUUGACUUUAGAACUGCCAUACUAUUGCACCUUGAUUCAUCCAACCGAAGCGUUAUUGCAGGCACUUAUGGAUAUAUUGCACCAGGUACGAGUGCUACCUUUGUUUUAUCAAAGUAAACAUCUAUGGUUUUCAAAAUCCAUAUAUCUUUGUGUUUGUGCAGAACUU